Bombina bombina (fire-bellied toad) is the source of this 5542-nucleotide messenger RNA. RefSeq names its product DnaJ heat shock protein family (Hsp40) member B14 (gene DNAJB14). NCBI's taxonomy places the organism in Eukaryota, Metazoa, Chordata, Amphibia, Anura, Bombinatoridae. Gene Ontology annotation, molecular function: Hsp70 protein binding. Gene Ontology annotation, biological process: cellular response to misfolded protein. Gene Ontology annotation, cellular component: endoplasmic reticulum membrane. The coding region runs from base 82 to 1215 and encodes 377 amino acids. The record is from RefSeq and is a predicted model, not a curated record. The transcript has 8 exons.
CCUCGGGCAGCUCAGCAUCUCUUCCCUUUCCCUGUCAUCAGCUGACUUGUGUGGACCGGUGGGGCAUAGAAGCCCCGGGAUAUGAUGGAGGGCAAUAAAGAUGAGGCGCAGCGCUGUGUGCGAAUCGGGCGAGAGGCGCUAGCGGCAGGAGAUCAUGAGAAAGCACGAAAAUUCAUAGAGAAAGCGGGUAGACUGUAUCCGAGCAAAGAGGCCCGUGAAUUGCUAGAGGGGCUUUCAAAACAUGAUGGCUUUACUGGAAAUGGAGCACAGAAUGGAAAAACACCAAGUGGUCCAGAACAAAGCAAAACCAGCACAGAGAGAGAAUCUGGAUCUGGGGAAUCUGCAAAGGGUUUCACCAAAGACCAGACUGAAGGGGUACACAGGAUAAAGAAGUGUAAAAACUACUAUGAAGUUUUAGGUGUGAGUAAAGAUGCUGGGGAUGAAGAUCUAAAGAAGGCCUACCGAAAGCUAGCCCUGAAAUUUCAUCCUGACAAAAACCAAGCACCUGGAGCAACGGAAGCUUUUAAAAAAAUUGGAAAUGCUUAUGCAGUCUUGAGCAAUCCAGAAAAACGACGACAGUACGACUUGACUGGAAAUGAGGAACAAGUUCAAAACAUAAACAAUGGCAAUUUUGACUUCCAUAGAGGAUUUGAAGCAGACAUAACUCCUGAGGAUUUGUUUAAUAUGUUCUUUGGUGGAGGGUUCCCAACAGGUAGUGUGCAUUCAUAUGCCAAUGGCCAUACUAGGUUUAAUCAUUACCAGCAGCAGCAUCGCAGUGGCCAUGAGAGAGAAGAUGAAAGGGGAGAUGGCGGAUUUUCAAUGUUUAUCCAACUGAUGCCUAUAAUUGCAUUGAUCCUUUUAUCGUUACUUAGUCAAUUAAUGGUCUCCAAUCCACCAUAUAGUUUAUAUCCUCGAUCUGGUACAGGUCAAACUAUUAAACGUUUUACAGAAAACCUUGGUGUUACCUAUUAUGUGAGCAAGGACUUUCAGUCUGAAUAUACGGGCUUGUUGCUACAAAAAUUAGAAAAGAACAUUGAAGAGGAUUAUGUAGCUAAUGUACGGAAUAACUGUUGGAGAGAGAGACAACAAAAAUCAGAUUUAACACACGCUGCUAAAGUAUACAGGGAUGAAAGAUUAAGAUUAAAAGCAGAAUCCAUAUCCAUGGAAAACUGUAAAGAACUUCAACGACUAACCGCAAUCUACAAAGGAGGAUGAAUCUGAGAACUUGUCCAUAUGAAGAUAUUUUUUUUUUCCCCUUAAAGAAAAAAAAACAAACUGUAGUUCUAUUAUGGUUUUACAGAAGAGGUCUGUGUACCAUAUUUUGAAUUGACUCUUCUUAACAAAAAUGAAGAUCACAAAACUCAUUUUUAAUAGUAAUUUUGUUGGUUUCCAUUGAAAGUGUAGAUAAUUAUUGAGGCAGAGUACAACUUAUGAAAAAGCAAGUGUUUGCAAUUACAUAAUUUCUCAGAAUUCCUGUGGCGUGUAAAUAUUUCACCAAUUUGUUUUGUAUAUAAGAUAUUAUAUUGUACAUUCCUUCAUCUGUCAUAUUGUUUUUAUUCUAAAUAUACACAGAUAAACAGUUUAAUGAUAAUCCACAUAUGUAGUAACUGAUGAGAAAAGUGAGAUCAAGAAUCAGAAUCAGUGAAUAGUAAUAUCAAUGGGUGCAGUAAAUUAAAACCGUGGAAACAGGACAUCAAAUACCAAACCCUUUUGUUAACAUUCCUUUGCUUUUUGUUAAAGACAAAAUGCAAGGUGCAAACAUACAGAUAUUUUAUGUUCCAUUCCAUGCAGAUAUUUUACAUUCCAUUUUAGAAUAAUAUGUAAAACUAUUGUUACAAAUAUAUAUUAUCAUUCUGAGCCAGAUAGACUGUUAUACCUAGUUUUGAAUAGUGAUGCACCGAAAUGGAAAUUCUGGACCGAAUCCGAAAAUCCGGGAUGCACUUGGCCGAAAACCCGAAACUAAUACCGAAAAUGUAUUUUUUCAAAUUAUUUUCAAAUUUCUUUUUUUUAGUUUUUUUUGCAUAAUUAGAGCCAAUAAAAAAAAGCCCACACUUUUAUUGAAAGUAACACACUAAAAUAUCUUAAAACAAUAAUAUGCUACACAAUAAUUUUACCAAGAAAAAAAAAAAAGGCAAAAAAUAAUGCAAUUUUCGUCUAAAAUGUUUCUGCGACCAAAAUUUUGGUGCAUCCCUACUUAAAACAAUUAUAAAUGUCAAUAUACUGUAUUAUUCUUCAUUUAGUUCUAUGUAACAAUCAUAUUUAACAGUUUUUUUUUUACCAAUUAUCCAAAUAAAGUAUAAUCCUAGAAAACUCAUAUGCAGGACAGUAAGUCAAGUAAUAAACCUAAACAGCAGCUCUAGGCUAGCAUCAAAUUUGAAACAUGCUACACAAUAAUUUUACCGAAAAUAACAGGCAAAAAAACCCGAAAACCGAAAUAGCCAAAAAUGCCAUUUUCGGCUGAAACUUUCUGCGGCCGAAAUUUCGGUGCAUCCCUAGUUUGGAAGGAUUGGUGUUAUGGAGUUGUAUAUAGUCAUUUCUUAUCCUGCAUACUGUUAGUAGGGUCGAUAUCCUCAAAAUACUGACAGAUUUUGAAUUAAACUAAUAUAAAAUUUAAAAAAAGGCUUCAUUAAAGGGAAAGUAUACACCAAUUUUCAUAAAACUGCAUGUAAUAGACACUACUAUAAAGAAUAAUAUGCACAGAUACUGAUCUAAAAAUCCAGUAUAAAAGCUUCCAGUUUAGCGCUGGUAAAAAGGUAGUUGGAACACCCACUGCAAGUGGGGAAAAGCAGACACUCCUCCCUUCCUUUGCAUAUGAAAAUACUCUUUACACAAACAGAAUGAAGCUGGAGUAGGUAUACAUCGGUAUUCUCCUAAAACUUUGGGGCUUUGCUUCAGAGCAAUGUUAUUUAAAAAUAAGCAACACCUAUACAUUAAAAAAAAACAAAAAAAAAACUGUAUGGGCUAUAUAAAUGGAUCAUCUGCAAAACAUUUAUGCAAAGAAAAAUCUAGUGUAUAAUGUCCCUUUAAUGCUGGUCUGACACCAUGUUCUUUUUUUUUUUUUUUUUGCAGACAAUAUAAAAUAAACCAUGUUUUAUGACCGGAGGGAAAGCAAUACUCUGGUUCCUUCAGAACGUACACAAUAAUGUGAUUAACAAUUCAGAUUUUAAAUUUUUACACUGCAAUUGACUAUGCUAAAAUGUGAAACUUAGGAGCUUUUUGCACAGAAAGAAAAAGUAUGUAUUAGUUUGUUUAUUAGGGUACCAGUGAUUGUCUCCAAAGACUGGCCCUCAAUUGUAUGUAGACAAUUAUGAAUUCCUGUGUAUUAUAUUCCAAGAUCUUUUUAAACUGUCACAGCAGGCUUGUGAAUAAUCCAUUUUGUUUGCCAGACUUAAUAUAUCUGUUCUGUGCCUUUCCUCUUUAUUUGUGUAUGCAAUUUGUUAUUUUGCAUCUCAUUUCUGUUUUACAUCUGCUUAGUUCAUUUUCCCCACGGUUUUUUUUUUUGUUUGUUUUGUUUAAAGUAAAGCUAUUUUUUUAAUUACCACAAAAAAAAUUUUUUCCUACUUUAUUAUUCCAGAUACCAGUAUUUCUCAUAAAUUAAAUGUAAACAUUUCUUCCUCAUAAGGCUUUGCGCUUCAUGUAAUUACACAUUUCUGUGGAUUGGAAAAAUCCAUUGGAGUUUGAGGCCGUGUAAGACUGAAAGGUCUAAAAGUGACAUCAAUAUUUUGAUCAUGCAUUCUACAUUUUACAAAGCUUUUUUUUUUUGUUGCUUUUUUUUCAUUGGACAAUUCUAAAUGGAAACUUUGCAAUAGAUCAUUGGAAAGGACUGUGCUCCAGAAAGUCAUCUCCUUUUGAGUUUUUAACUCAUUUCAAGUGCACAAAUCACUGAAUAUUCUACCUGAAAUAACAGAAGAACUGAGCAAUAAAACAGUAAUGGGAACUUAAAUGCAAAAGAUAGUCCUAAAACACAUUGUGGACUUAUAUUUUUUUAUUUUGUUAUGCUUCAUAGGAGAUUUUAUUUGCAAAUAUAUUUUAAACUUUGCUUUUGUAGGUGAUAAAAAUCUAAGCCAUCUGUAUCCCAUUAGUAUUGUGUUAUGAAUAGUUUCAGGACAAGCACAUUAUAAUAUCUGGCUAAGAAGACUGUCUUUGUGAUUGCCAUACAAACUAGUUAAAGGAUAUUUUUUCUCAUGACUUUUGAUUAUGACCAUAAUGAUUUAGUUAUCUAAUUGUCAUUGGUCUUGAAGAGCUUAUGUUUUAAUAUAGGCUACCUAAUGACAUUCACUUCAUUUGUGGUCAAGUAUAUAGUGAGUUUGUUUGUUGCUUGUAGUCUAGGGAAGUAUUUCUCAACAGUAGUCCUCAUGGACGCCACAAAUACCAGAUUUCAGUGGCCCAGUCUUUGUGAUUUGAUAAACAUGUGCUCAGGUGGCAAACUCAUUUAAAUCUGAAUUGGUGGUCAAAGGACAGCAAGUCAGCCUUGAAGAAUAAUUUUCAUUUUAAAUUCCUUAAACUAUAGUGACUAAAUUACCUUCUUAAAAUGUACUGAUCUGAUGAUCUUUCUAUUUAUCUACAAUUACCUAUCCAAUAGAACAGUGCAUCAUAAAAUAUACUUUCCAAGCUCAAAAUAAGUUCUUAUGUAUUUGAUAAUCUUUAAAGAUGGAAAAUAAAUUUGGAUGAAUGCCAUUAGGAAGCCCUUUAGAUUUGUACACUAAGUUCUCACAUUUCUAACUUUAGAUCCUUAUAUUUUUGAUAAAGAUAGUUUAUUAAAGAACUUCCCUAAUUUGUGCAUACUUGGUUAAUGUAUUUUGCAAUCGCUUUGCUUCUGUACCACAAUAAAAAUAUUAUAUUACCAGUGUCUCUUGUACAGAGGUCAAAGAUCUCAUUUAUGUGAAUUAUUAUUUUAAGUAAUAUGUCAUCCAACAUGGUAUGUUUAACAGUAAGUAUAGACAUACUCCUUACAUUAAGGAGUAGUUAAUUUAUUGUAAAAUCUGUUUUUAUAUUUUUAUUUUUUUCUUGGCAGCAUUUCUUGGUUUUGGUAUUUUUGAUCACAGAUCACAUAUUGAAGCUGUUGGUACUGUAUUGACUUCCAUGACUUUCAGUGGAUGCCUCAAAUCCUAUAAUUGUAUAAUAAAUCCAAGGCUUUCUUUAGCAGGGUUUAUGUGAAAUUCCUAAAGUAGCCCUCUUACCUUUUUAAAUGCAUCAAAUAUUUAUUUUCUAAUAAAUAAUGUUCAAAGUACUUUAUAAUUGUAUUUACCUUGACAAUUAAUUUGCAUAAAUCUUAGUGAAUGUUAAUAAGCCUACUGGGAGUUUAAAACAUGUUUUUUUUUUAAUUUAUUUAAUGUAAUGAAUACCAGUCAAAUGUCUAAAUAAAAUUAUUUUCAUGUGAAAUUGGUUUGUUAUUGAUAUAAUUGUUUUUUUACAUACAGCUCAGUUAGCUCUACCCACUGUAUAUUGAUGUCCGUAAUUUGUAUGGAGGUACUGCUUAGAUAGAAAAUCUUAAACUUUUACACUGGGAGUUUUAUCCUAUGAAUAAACAUACUGCAUCCAA